This is a messenger RNA of Aspergillus ibericus CBS 121593, 4510 nucleotides long. RefSeq names its product putative sensor histidine kinase/response regulator. NCBI's taxonomy places the organism in Eukaryota, Fungi, Ascomycota, Eurotiomycetes, Eurotiales, Aspergillaceae. Bases 493 to 4326 code for a protein of 1277 amino acids. The transcript is spliced from 4 exons. Gene Ontology annotation, biological process: phosphorelay signal transduction system; protein autophosphorylation. Gene Ontology annotation, molecular function: histidine phosphotransfer kinase activity; phosphorelay sensor kinase activity. The record is from RefSeq and is a predicted model, not a curated record.
CUUGCCACUGUUCGGUUCCCACGGGAGGACUCUCAGGGACUGACGACGCCCAGCACGCCUUGCCCGCUGGACACACGGCUAAAGUUCGAGCAUUCCACAGGACUCAGCGGGGUGCCUGUCCCGCGUGGAAUGAGCCCAGCGCUGGGCUUGCGUGGGCCGGAGAUGCUAAUUCCACCGCGCUGCGAUGUACUGCACGCAGUCCUUGAUAUUAAACCCGUCCCUGUCCAACCUUGUUUCAGGGCUUCUUUUUCGCUCCUUUCCUUCUGCUCCGCUUCCUUUUCCCUUUUCCCUCCUCUCAUUCUUUCCUGAGUCUUGACUCCUCCUCUCUCCCGCCAACAUUUUUCGCCACACUCUAUCUCAACCACGCCAGCCUCCGCCAGCCAGCCAGCCCCCACCCCGGCCAGAAUGGAUGCGUAGGCCAUCGACGCCAUCGCUUCCUAUCUCCUCUUCGAUCGAUCUUCCCUGGUCCCUUGAUUCUUCUCACCCCCCACCAUGGAGAUUUCUUCCCCUCCGCCGAGAGACGAUGACCACAGCACCGGUCGCCGAGUCCGCGAGCUCUACCGUUAUUUCCGACCCGAACGGACCGGCAGCUUUCAGGAUCGCUAUCGGGGCUCUUCAUCGGAGGAUACACCACCCCCAACCUUUUUAGAUCCCUCGUUUCCACCGCCGUCCCCAUCGUUAUGCUCACAGUCGCUAUCGUCGGGUCCCGCCAUCGGUCCAGCGUCUGCGGGGCUAGUGCCCGAGGCCCUGGUCCUGGGCGACCCUAAUGCGACUUUGACAUCUUUCGCGCAGCUUGCCGCCUUGCGUCUGAAUGUGGAGCGUGUGUUGAUCAGUGUUUCGGAUCGCCAGUCGCAGUUCAUUCUAGCCCAAAGCACACGCACCGGUGGGGUCAGUGACUAUGAGACCGCCGGUGCGGGCGUCUGGAAUGGGUGCUCUACCAUCUCUACAAACGCCUGGAGCAUGUGCAAGGUAGGUGCCUACUCGUCAGAGAAGUUCGUAGAUCGGCUACUCAACUCUGCGUUACGUCCUUCGUUACAGGCCACUGUUUCUCUACCGCCCACCAACCGAGAACGGGGACAGCACAGCUUCCUCGUCAUCAACGAUCUGCGCGACGAUGACCGCUACAAACGCCUCCCCUUGGUGCAGGGGGAGCCCGGCUUUCGGUUCUACGCGGGCACGCCCUUGACGACCGAGACGAACAUCAACAUCGGCUGCUUUUUCGUUCUGGAUACCAAACCACACAAUGGGUUGGAUGAUGCGGAGAAGGAAACCCUCGGGUCGUUGUCGCGAUUGAUUAUGGACUACCUGAAGGUCAGCCGCCAGGCCUCCGAGGGUCGUCGCGCUGCUCGGCUAUCCCGGGGUCUGAGCUGUUUCGUCGAAGGCAGUUCCAGCUUCGUGGACGCGACUCAUCCGGCCUCCGUCGGCUGCUCGGCAUCGGUGCCUAGCCCCCCGCCCUCGUCGAGCCAGAGGGCCAACCAUCUGUCUGUGGGCUCGUUCAACAGCUUUGACGUGCCGUCGCGACGAUCUCACAGCUGCGACGGCCGUUCCUUCAGCUCGGCGUCGGAUUCCAAGGCCGACCAGGGCGUCUCGUCCGGGCCCGACACGCCGCUCCCCGAUUGGUGGUCCGGCAGCCGCCAGAAGGAGCUGAAUGGACUGGACGAGUCGCAGGGGCACACCUGGGCGUUCCGACGAGCGGCUAACUUGAUCCGAGAGAGUCUGGAACUGGGCCCUGAGGGCGGCGUCAUCUUUGUGGAAAACAGCAACAGUCCGAUGAUGGACGCGGACACGGGGAGUGAUUGCUCGGUGGAAGGCAACAAUCCCGCGCCGGUGCUGGCCAUUUCCACCAACGACGAGCCGUUUGCGCCAGGCCCGGGCUCCAAGGUGCUCUACCCGGCUGCAAAUCUGGAGAGCUCGUUCCUGCAUCAGCUCCUGCGUCGCUACAGCAAGGGCAAGCUGUGGUCCUUCCAUCGCGACGGAAUGAUCUCCAGCUCCGACGAUGAAUCCCCGCGGCGGAGUCGCUCCCGGGCGCCCAAGGGGCCUGAGAUGGGCAAAGGCGGGUCGAAGAAGUGGAAGUCGAUGGAGAACUCCAUGCUGAAUCUGUACUUUCCCAACGCGAGCCAGGUGAUUUUCGUGCCGCUCUGGAACUCCGCCAAUUCGCAGUGGUUUGCGGGGUGCUUCUGCUGGAAUACGGAGGAGACCCGCGUCUUCAGCUCCUCGGUGGAACUGAGUUCGAUCCUUGGCUUUGGGUCUUCGAUCAUGGCCGAGUGCAACCGGGUUGAGUCGCUUAUUUCCGACCGACAGAAGGGCGACUUUAUUGGCAGCAUAUCACAUGAAUUGCGAAGUCCGCUGCAUGGUAUCUUGGCGGCUGCCGAGUUUCUGAACGGCACAAAUCUGGAUGAAUUCCAGGGCUCCCUCUUGGAGACCAUCAAUGCGUGCGGGCGCACCUUGCUCGACACGAUGAAUCAGGUGCUCGACUUUAGCAAGAUCGUGUCGUUGGAACGGACGUAUCGCAGCCUGAAGCGCAGCAAAACGUCACCUGCGGAGCUCAAGGGUCUGGACCGGUUCUCCGCCCACCUCGACACGUAUGUGGCCACGGACUUGGCUCUGUUGGCUGAAGAGGUGGUGGAAGGCGUGUGCCUGGGCCAUGCGUAUGGCCAGCGAUCGGCCGCCCCGUACGAUCAGCCGGUGGUCUUGCCGUUGGCGAUGCGAGGACCGCGGAAGCCUGACCCCGAGACCAAGCCGAAAUCUCGGCCGGAGGUGGAGGUGGUCAUGGACAUUGCCCACAACGACUGGGUCUACAAGACGCAGCCCGGAGCUCUGCGACGCAUCGUCAUGAAUGUUUUUGGCAACGCCAUGAAAUACACACACAGCGGUCGCGUGUCUCUGCACCUGGAAGUCACUGAGGCGUCGGAGGGUCGCGCGCGUCGGCACGGAAUCGAGGAGCUGGUCACCUUGACCGUGUCGGAUACCGGCAAGGGCAUCUCGGAGGAGUUUCUGCGCGGCCGGCUGUACACGCCGUUCGCCCAGGAGGACACGCUGGCGGUCGGCACCGGCCUCGGCCUCUCCAUCGUCCGGAGUCUCGUCAAGUCGCUGAAGGGCAGCAUCCACAUCCACAGCCGUCCGGGGGAGGGGACAAUCGUCAAGGUCUCCCUGCCUCUGGUGCGACCCGGCCCGGAGUUGGAGCUGGAAGAACCCGUCCGUCCUCUGUCGCCCACCAGCACCGAGAAGGAUGCCUUGACAGAAAGCCGUCUCCUGCGCGAGACCCAUGUCGGCCGCCGCGCCGCCAUUCUUGGGGUGGACCCUGCCCAAGCGGCCUCGCAUCCCCUGUGGUCGAUCUACUCCCGCUAUCUGACUGAUUGGUAUGGCCUGGAGUUGGUUUCCUGGCCAUCCGGCACGCCCGUAGAUAUCGUCAUGGCGGAGGAGCAAAGCUUGGCUGAUGUCCUCCCCGAGGUCGACGCGGCUCUCCCUUCGCUGCUGAUCCUGUGCAACAAGUCGGUUGACUACACGGUGGCGCGCUCGCAGUGGUCUUCCCUGGCCAACGUGGUGAACAUCGUCCGUCGUCCGUGCGGGCCGCACAAGCUCGCUCGCAGCAUCCGCAAAUGCCUCGACACGCAGGUCGAAGAGGUUUCCACCCACACGUUUCAGCUACCGGAACGGCCCCGCAAUUCUACUUUGUCAUCGGCUGGUGAUGUGUCGCCGGGCGAAAAGUUGUUCGGGAUCACGACCGAUACGUGCGAACUGGCUCCGGAGAUGACGACCAGCUCUGGAUCGGCCUCGUCGAUCGAUUAUCCGCGCUCGCGGACUUCAUCGGAUGGCUUGGAGCCAUUGUAUGCCACCACCUCUCCACCGCUCCCGAUCCGGGCCCCGUCGCCAUUCAAAGAGGUGAUAGUUCCGGAGACGCAGCGGCGGCCGCGCGUCCUGGUGGUCGACGACAACAGCAUCAACCUGAAUCUGAUGCUGACCUUUAUGAAGAAGCGCCAGCUGGCGGCAUUGGACUCGGCGGAGAACGGCAAGUUGGCUGUGGAUGCGGCUGAACGGAUGCAACAAGGCUACGAUAUUAUCUUCAUGGAUAUGUCGAUGCCGGUGAUGAACGGGUUUGAAGCCACCCGUGCAAUCCGGGCCAUGGAAAAAGAGCGCGGCUCGAGCUGCAAACCGGCUGUGAUUAUUGCGUUAACGGGGCUCAGCAGCUCACGGGACGAAUCCGAGGCGCUGGCUUCGGGGGUGAAUCUGUUCCUGACCAAACCAGUGUCGUUUAAAGAAGUGUCGCGGUUAUUGGCUGAAUGGGAGGAAACGGGGCUGGAGGGUCGGCGUUUGUCUGGGAACUAAAUGGUUGCUUCUGGAGGCUGGAGGUGGGAUUGCUCCGUACACGGAUAUGAUGCAUGAGUGAUACCCUGGCGUUUGGUUUGCAUGGAAUGGACAUCUACAGUACAUACAGUACAUAUACAGUACAUAUCUAGAUGUGAUUGAGUGGGCGUCCCUGCAUAGCAAUGACUCAAAUACGACUUCAGAG